AUGGGAAAAUUUAAGCCCGUAACUGCAGCUGAAGCAAUUCGUACUAGUAGUAAUAAUAGAGAUAGAGAUAGUACUUUUAAGGAAGCUAAACUUAUUGCUACUGAUAAUAUGUUGAAUCAAGAAGGAUUAAGAGAUCAAAAAAUUCAAGAUAUUAUUCCAAUGAGUUUGGUAAUUGGUUGGGUGUCAGAAAUUCCCGUGGUAUGA
Diversispora eburnea is the source of this 204-nucleotide messenger RNA. The record is from the annotation of a GenBank genome assembly. NCBI's taxonomy places the organism in Eukaryota, Fungi, Glomeromycota, Glomeromycetes, Diversisporales, Diversisporaceae.